AUGGAUGAACAAUACAAAACAGUCGUAGAAGCUUUGGGAAAUUUUGCGAAUGAGAAGGUAUCGGAGGAAGUUAAAGAUUUUUGGGAAGACAAAAAGUUGGAUCAAAAACUCAAUACAUUAGAUAAAAAACGAAAAAUAGUCGAGGCUGAAGGUAUUGUGAAUUUUUUGCAAACGGGGAACGAACGUUUAAAUGAUACUUCGAAGAUGGUUCAUAAGUCCCAGUUAAAUUUUUUGGAAAGGAACGAAGCAAAAAGAUCCAGAAUUGAUGAAGAAAAAGAAGCGGAGGAUGCUAAUAAGAAUGAAUCAGUUGCGAAUAACAAAUAUAAUUUAAGAGAAAGAGGAAAUAUUAAUUACAAUGAAGAAGGUUUGUCAAAGAAGCAAUGUGGAUACACUACACCUUCCCCAGGCAGUCCAACAUUACAUCCAUUGCCAAUGGAUAACUCGUUCUCAUUCAAAUACGAUGAUCAAUAUAUUUGGUUCUCCUUUACUCAUGAAAUUCACCAACAAAUCGCUCCAGCACAACAAAUAGAACUAAGUUCAGAGUGUGAGACAAAAUUUAGAAAAGCGAUUAAGCAAGCGACUAAGGAGUCACGUCAAAAAGCCAUAAAAUUGUUAUUAACGGAACUUUCAAAUGAUGAAACUUUUGAUGAAAACUUGGGUUCUGUGAUAUUGAAAGGUCUGGAAAUGUUGCCUAGUGAUAAGCUUAGAAAUGAACCUAGCGAGAUCACACUUAUCACAAAUUAUUUGGAUUAUAUAAUGAAAGGUGCAUUUCAUGAUGCUGACAAACAUAUUGUCCAGUGGCCAAACACAGCUUUGAACGAGAGGGAGGUUAGUCCUCCAUCACAAAAGACAAAUGUAUAUAAAAAUUGUUGUGACUUAAUCCGACUUGGUGUCUUUAUGAAGGACUGUAUGGACUUCGCAAUAGAGAAAGGUGCCGGUAUUAAUGUAAUCGGCUUUCAAUGUGUCGGUCAUACAAUCGAUUUUUAUAUGAUCGAUCUUAUUGAAGGAAUUUAUGUCAUGGUCCAUAUUGGCCAAGUUUCAGUUCCGGCAUCGUUAAAAGAAAUGUUAUUCUUCGUUGAUCAAAUUGAAAUACUUUUGGACAUACGAGAAAUUUUCAAAAAAUCCUUUAAUAUUUUGUACGAUAAGCUCUGCAAUCCAAAUUUACCGUCAGUAAAAACAAUGUUCAAACGCGAUACCCUUAGUACACCCCAAUUCAAUAAUCUUGUGAACAGGACACGUGAUUGUCACAGAAUUUGUCCAUUUUACUAUGGACGCUUCUAG
Messenger RNA from Funneliformis mosseae, 1281 nucleotides. The record is from the annotation of a GenBank genome assembly. Lineage: Eukaryota; Fungi; Glomeromycota; Glomeromycetes; Glomerales; Glomeraceae.